This is a messenger RNA of Melampsora larici-populina 98AG31, 1029 nucleotides long. RefSeq lists its product as uncharacterized. The record is from RefSeq and is a predicted model, not a curated record. The coding region runs from base 58 to 807 and encodes 249 amino acids. NCBI's taxonomy places the organism in Eukaryota, Fungi, Basidiomycota, Pucciniomycetes, Pucciniales, Melampsoraceae. The transcript has 4 exons.
CAAGAAAGAAAAGAAUGGAAUGAGAGUGAUGAUUUGUUAUUAAAAGAAGGAGUUUCAAUGUACGGACAAAAUUGGCAAGCCGUGGCAAAUCAUUGUGGUAGAUCUUCAAAUCAAUGUAUUAAUCGAUGGAGUAAGACUUUAAGACCUGAUAUUAAGAAAGGUAAAUGGGAUGCGAAUGAAGAUGAAGCUUUAAGGAAUGCGGUUGCAGCUUGUGGAAUGGUUUGGAAAGAUGUGGCUCCUAGAGUUAGAGGUAGGACUGAUGCACAGUGUCGGGAGAGGUGGUGUAAUAUUUUGGAUCCUAGGAUCGUGGUUGGGAAUUGGACUUCUGAGGAAGAUGAAAAGAUUUUAAGGUUGAGGAAUCAGGAAUCUAAAACUUGGUCUGAGAUUAGUAAAAGUUUUAAUGGUAGAAGAACUGAUAAUCAUUGUAUGAGAAGGUAUUCAGAAUUAACUAAAUCAGAUCCAAAAAGAAAACAAAAGAAUUCGCGAUCAAAUCCCACCAAAUUUAAUAGAGUGAUUCAAUUAAACCCGACUGGAAGUAAAUCGAGCUCAUUAAUCGAUCGAAUCCAACCUGAACUUUUAUUAGCCAGUAGUAGUAAUCAUCAUCAUCAUCAUCUUCUGAAUCAUAAGAAUAAGAAUCUCCUCAAUCCUCGAUCCUGUAGUUGUAGUUCAAAUAAUCUUAGUUGUAGUCAUAAAUCUUCGACUAAUCUUGCUCUGGGUUUGACCCUUGGAAGUGGUGGGGUGAAGAGGGUAAGGGAUUUGGUUGGGGAUGAAGGGAUUAGUGGAUCUGUUUUGAAAAAACCUAGAUGAUCAUUUCACAUUUCACAUUUCAUUUUUUUUCCUUUUUGCUUUUUGAGAUGGAUCAUUUUUAAUUUUUGGUUGGUUGGUUUGUUUAAAAGCACAGUGAGAAAAGGUUUAGGGUUUUUUUUUGAGUAGUGAGCUACUUAGGCAUUGAUAGGUUUAUUGGUUAGUUUUGUAUGAUUUAGGUUAAUGGUUUGAGAGGUUAAUUCAUUCAUUGCACAUUGGGAGGAG